Solanum dulcamara is the source of this 1876-nucleotide messenger RNA. Its product is annotated as ornithine aminotransferase, mitochondrial. Lineage: Eukaryota; Viridiplantae; Streptophyta; Magnoliopsida; Solanales; Solanaceae. The record is from RefSeq and is a predicted model, not a curated record. Gene Ontology annotation, molecular function: identical protein binding; L-ornithine transaminase activity; pyridoxal phosphate binding. The transcript is spliced from 10 exons. Gene Ontology annotation, cellular component: cytoplasm. Bases 236 to 1654 code for a protein of 472 amino acids.
GAAUAGUGUGCCAUCACUUUCCUAUGCAGUAGCAGGAUACGUCACGCAAGAGGGAAAGAAAGAAAACAAAAAGAAGGAAAGCGAUCAAUUGAAGCCAUCGAGAACUGGAGAAAACAAUUCGAGAUAGACACGUAUACUGAGAGGAGAUAGAAAAAGGGAAAUUAUUACUUGGUUUCAGUAUUGGGGUUGGGGUAAUUUUUGGAACAAUCUUGUUUCUGAAUUAAUUCUCGUUAACAUGGCGAUGAAGAGGCCUUUACAGUGUAUGUUGAGAAGAAUUUGCGUGAGAGGAAGUUUCAGAAGUUUUAGUGCUCUUCCUGAAGGCAACCCAUCUUCCCCUUCUCAAAACCUCAUCAACCUCGAGUCCCAGUGCAGUGCCCACAAUUACCAUCCGAUUCCGAUCGUUUUUUCUAAAGCUAAGGGUUCAUCCGUCUGGGAUCCAGAAGGGAAAAAAUAUCUUGAUUUCCUCUCAGCUUAUUCUGCUGUCAAUCAGGGACACUGUCAUCCAAAGAUCAUGAAAGUAUUAGCAGAACAGGCUCAAAUGCUCACUCUCAGUUCUCGUGCCUUCUAUAACGAUAAGUUUCCGGUAUUUGCAGAAUGUAUAACCAGCAUGUUUGGAUAUGAUAUGGUGCUACCUAUGAACACUGGUGCAGAAGGGGUAGAAACAGCUCUUAAGCUGGCAAGGAAAUGGGGUUACAUGAAGAAACGCAUACCCAAAAAUGAGGCUCUCAUUGUCUCAUGCUGUGGCUGCUUCCAUGGUCGGACGUUGGCUGCAAUCUCCAUGAGUUGUGACAAUGAAGCUACUCAUGGGUUUUGGCCCCUAUUACCUGGGCAACUUAAAGUCGAUUUUGGAGAUUCUAUUUCCCUUGAAAAAUUAUUUAAAGAAAAAGGAGAUCAGAUAGCUGGCUUUUUGUUUGAACCAAUUCAAGGAGAGGCUGGGGUUAUAAUUCCGCCAGAAGGUUACCUGAAGGCUGUUAGAGAUCUUUGCUCGAAGUACAAUAUUUUGAUGAUUGCUGAUGAAAUACAAAGUGGCUUGGCACGCUCUGGCCGAUUGCUGGCUUCUGAUUGGGAAGAAGUUCGUCCAGAUGUUGUUAUAUUGGGAAAAGCAUUAGGUGGUGGAGUCUUGCCUGUGAGCGUGGUGCUUGCAGAUAAAGAUGUUAUGCUUUGCAUUCAGGCUGGAGAGCAUGGAAGCACCUUUGGGGGGAAUCCAUUGGCCAGUGCAGUUGCAAUUGCAUCUUUAGAUGUGAUUAGAGACGAAGGACUUGCAGAGAGGUCUGCUCAAAUGGGAGAGCAACUUAGACAUCAGCUGAUAAAGAUUCAGCAGCAAUUUCCUCAUUUCAUAAAAGAAGUUCGAGGGAAAGGCCUAUUCAAUGCUGUGGAGCUUAAUAGCAAGUCCUUAUUACCUGUGACAGCUUAUGACAUAUGUAUGAAACUGAAGGAGAGAGGAAUUCUUGCUAAACCAACUCAUGAUUCUAUAAUACGCUUGACACCCCCGCUGUCAAUGAGUUUGGAGGAGCUCCAGGAAGGCUCUAAUGCCCUGCAUGAUGUUUUGGUACAUGAUCUACCAAAGAUGCAGAAAGAGAAGCCAGCAAGAGUCUCCCAUGCUACCUCCAGUGUGUGUGACCGGUGUGGCCGUGACUUAUAUGGCUCUUCAUAAGAUAUUGAAACCUGAAGUAGCUCCCACAUAGCAGUAGGCUUGUAUGCUUUUUCUAUACUAUCAUUUCAUAUCAAUUCAUAUACUCACCUUUACGUCUUCGUAGAAAGUAUCAUCACAAUACUACAGAUAUCUGAUUUAUACUAGAAAUCAGAACUGAACUACUUAUAUAUGUGAGUUCUUGGAUACCGAGAAAUGCAAAUGAAGUUGUCUGUUCUCUGAGUA